GGUUCUAAUUCUCUAAGCCAAGCCACGUGGUGGUUGCACUCAACUUCAACAUCCACAGCAGCACACAACAACUAGCCAAAUGUAAAACACCAACGCAACCAUUGGAGCAUUGCUGCUGUGUGCCCGUGCUUGCUACCAUAUCUACAAUCUCUCUCACCCACGUGUAUGUAUUCCACCAAGCCAUCCGCUACUUGCCUCCUCCUCCGCCCACGUGUCUCUCCAUUUUCCUACUUUCUCAAACUGAUUUAGACCCUUAAACUCGCUCUCCUCUGUAUAACCCCCACCUGAAAUUCCUCCAACAGAAACCAUACGCAGAACAAACAAACACACACACUCUCUCUCUCUCUCUAGAAUAUGGAUUCCCAGAACCUCAAACAACGCAGAACAGACGAUCCCAACACCGCUGCCGCCACCACCACCAUGAACAAGAGCAACUACAAAAGCAAAAAGGAUAUGAGAAUGGACAUGGCCAAACGCGGCCUUAGGUCAUUGGCCAUAGCGGUUGCAAUCCCUGUCUCUCUCCACCUGCUUGCUAUUUACUUGGGCUCCACCGACAACUACCCCACCGGCUCCUCCAAGCCCUUCUGGUUCCCGCCCUUGUGGGCCCUGCGAUUCAUUUGCAUGGCUUCCAGUUUCUUGAUGGGUCUCUCGGCUUGGCUUGUGUGGGCUGACGGUGGCUUCCACAAGAAUCCCACGGCUCUGCCUCUUUAUCUGGCCCAGCUAGGAUUGAAUUUGAUUUGGGAUCCGAUUGUGUUCGGGGCAGGAGCGCCUUGGGUCGGGUUGCUGGUGUCCAUGGGGAUGUUUGGGACUAUGGUUGCCUGUACUCGGGUGUUCAAGAAUAUCAAUCCAGUUGCAGAACUGGCUUUGAAGAGGACAAAAAAAAUUCAUGUUGUGUUGAAUUCUGUGAUAACCGCGCUAUCAAGUCAUCAAAUAUCUUGGAUCAGCUGCUCUCAGCAAAGCUAUGCAGGCGCAUGAUCUGCAUACAGGCAUGGAUGUUUGUGUGAGAAUUAUAAAGAACAACGAAGAUUUCUUUGAUCUGAGCCUUGAUGAGAUAAAGCUUCUCAAAUACAUCAAUAAGCAUGAUCCUGCUGACAAGUACCACAUUCUACAUUUGUAUGAUUACUUCUAUUAUCGAGUAAGGGAAUGUACAAUUUUGAUACUUACCUUGUUUGGUUUUGAGCUUUUAUAAUAUUUCGACAUAGAUUUUUGUU
This is a messenger RNA of Prunus mume (Japanese apricot), 1211 nucleotides long. It is a transcript of the gene TSPO, whose product is annotated as TSPO(outer membrane tryptophan-rich sensory protein)-like protein. NCBI's taxonomy places the organism in Eukaryota, Viridiplantae, Streptophyta, Magnoliopsida, Rosales, Rosaceae. Gene Ontology annotation, cellular component: membrane. The record is from RefSeq and is a predicted model, not a curated record.